Molecule: messenger RNA, 1900 nt
Organism: Hypoxylon trugodes
Lineage: Eukaryota; Fungi; Ascomycota; Sordariomycetes; Xylariales; Hypoxylaceae
Product: cytochrome P450 monooxygenase
Exons: 6
Coding region: 1-1599 (532 amino acids)
Molecular function (GO): heme binding; iron ion binding; oxidoreductase activity, acting on paired donors, with incorporation or reduction of molecular oxygen, reduced flavin or flavoprotein as one donor, and incorporation of one atom of oxygen
Source: RefSeq, a predicted model, not a curated record
AUGGAUGGGUUCACUAACGACUGGGCCGAAAUCCCUUUGGUCUGGAUCAACAAGCUGAAAUCUGCCACGAUGUACAUUUGGAUAUUCCCCGUCGUAGCAGGAGUGAUCCUCUACGUAUACCGAGCGUUUUGUGUAUAUGUCAAUCGGAAGAGGAGGCCAUCCAUUACGAAAGGACAAUUAUGCACUCACGAUACUCUUCCAAGGGCCAAUCGAUGGCCUCUAGGCCUCGACUUGCUAAUGUUGACCUUGAAAGCGUCGGAUGAGCUCCGGCUGAUGGAGUUCUUCCUGGACAACUUCCGGAGAUUUGGGAAUACAUUCCGACAAGUCAUUGGGACGAACACAUCUAUUUUAACAAACGAGCCGGCGAAUAUAGAAGCUCUCUUGUUGUCUAAUAUGAAAGAUUGGGGUCUAGGUUUCCGACGCACCAUCUUCUUUCCACUACUUGGCGAAGGCAUCUUCCUCCAGGAAAGUGAUGCGUGGAAGCAUUCACGCGAUAUCCUUCGCCCGCAUUUCUAUCAUCGCCACUAUGAGAACCUAGACAUUUACAGACCGCAUGUAGAUAACCUCGUUGAUGCGAUCGCCACCGAUGCCCCGGGUAUCGUGGACCUCGAACCCCUUUUCUUCCGACUGACGCUCGACGUCACUACCGAAUUUCUCUUUAGCGAGUCCGUAUGGAGCCAACGACCGAAUUCCAGCGCCGUUAAGAACGACUUCGAAGACGCGUUUGACUUGGCUCAGGGUAUAUCCGCUAAGAGGCUCAAAUUCCAGAAGUUGUAUUGGCUUGUCGGCACUAAGGAACUUCGAAAAGCGUGCGGCCUUAUUCAUGGGUUUGUCGAUCGCGUUAUAGGGAAGACACUCGACGGCGGCACAGAUGAGGCCGAAUGUUCGAGCAGACCCCCUUUUCUGAAGACACUCGCCCAGAACUACUCGAGACGGGAAGCGCUAAGAGGACAGGCUGUCAAUGUUCUUGUGGCGGGGAGGGAUACUACUUCUACUUUCUUGUCAUGGGUCUUUUAUCAUCUCUUGAGACACCCCGAUGUGAUGGCGAAACUACGGGCGGAGAUAGCAGAUAUCGAUGAGACAGUUGCCCCUCUAACACGGGCGGAUUUGCUUCGAUUGACCUAUCUACAAAACAUCACCAAAGAAGUCCUCCGUCUCCACCCCUCAAUACCCCUGAUCUCCCGUACUGCCCUCCGGGAUACCACCCUCCCCACCGGUGGCGGACCCGACGGCAAAUCACCCAUCCUAGUCCCGAAAGGAAUGAGCGUGCUGUAUAGUGCAUACUGCAUCCAUAGACGCCCCGAUCUCUACGGUCUAGACGCUGAGAUGUUCCGACCCGAGAGGUGGGAUGAGGAGCCCCUCCGGUCCCGCGAUAAGAGGUGGACGUACCUCGCAUUCGGAGGUGGGCCGAGGACCUGUAUUGGGAUGGACUUUUCGCUUACGAACGGCGCGUACGCGCUCGUACGCAUUCUGCAACGAUUCCCAACUAUGAAACUCCCGCCUGGUGAAACGGUGUGUGUUGCUGGUCAGGAGAGGCAGAUAGUGACGAUUUCGCUAAGGCCCGCGGAUGGGUGUAGAGUUGAUUUGAGUAAGGAGUGAAGUGUUCCCUCAUCUAGAUACCUAGUCUGAGGAUCGGCGCUGUUUGGGUGUUUUUAACGAAUUUAUGAAUCGGUGCUAGGUUAGGCGUAUGUAAGGAAAAUAGGUGGGUAGAAGGUUAAUGGAGGUAUGCUCUCCGGUUCUGGAGAGUCAGGAGAUGGUUCUUGGUGCAACUUGAAUUCCUCCAUUCCGCGCUGAUAGAGCACUCUACUGGUGUUUGAAUUAGGCUGGAUGGUUAUAUGGCCUGGAAAACGGAAUCUUGCAGUGCGCAGGUCUAGUCGUUGGUGCGUGAAUGGGGGGGGGG